Molecule: messenger RNA, 1442 nt
Organism: Aureobasidium pullulans EXF-150
Lineage: Eukaryota; Fungi; Ascomycota; Dothideomycetes; Dothideales; Saccotheciaceae
Exons: 2
Coding region: 321-1442 (373 amino acids)
Source: RefSeq, a predicted model, not a curated record
CGGACGUCCGUCCAGUAGUUCAACGGUUUCAAUGCUCUUUUGCCAGAACUUGACGCCUUUUGUCGUGAUUUUAUUCCGGCCCAGACCAUGUCCCCUGCUGCUCACAUAGCGUUGAGGCUUUGCUCUGGCUUGCAGUCUGUCGCAGCUGAAAAUCACCUCACCCGUCCGUUUCAGUCAGCCAUGCGCAUGCUUGCCCCUAACCACGCCCGUUUACAUGCCGCUAUGUAAGUCACUAAGUGUAUGAAGGUCAUCCUAUCGAUGCCUGUAGGUCUCUUUUCCUUUCUCCAUCCUGUCGUUGCCUCCUCUGCAACCAUCACAUCAUGACGUCCAGCACAUCGUCCAAGUCCACGGUGCGAAUCUUGUCCGGCUUGCUCGUCCUCGCCCUUCUCUACAUCAUCUUUGUUCCUGCACACUCGGCGACGACGAAUGUCUCGCCGAUCAAGACCGGAGACCACGAAGCUUCACGACUGAACAUCGACGCAUCGUUUGUCAAGACCGCCGUAGACAAAGUCACACAAGCAGUCUCGGGAGAUUCGAAGACCGGCGCCGAUGCCAUUGAAGAGGAGGAAGCAUUGCAGGAAGUAGAGAGUGAUGAAGGCCUCGGAGAUAUUGCAGACGUCGGCGACCACAUCUCUGGCGGCAAAGAAGCUGUCGACGACGACCAAUUGACCCCCGAAGAGAAGGCCGUCCAAGACUACCACCAGGAACACGGCCAGAAUCAACCAACAAGAGACCGUCCGAAGGUUGCCGUCAAGCCAAACUCGAAGACAAGCUCGGCAGUAGCUGCAACAUCAACAGGUCCAAUCAUCGCAGAAAUCACCAUACCCGAAAUACGCCAUCACACCCAGAUCAAUGACGCCUCAGCCGCCGAACAUCUCAUCCUCGUCGUCACCCGUGAUGAGAGUCAUUGGGGCCAUGUAGAAGGCAAACCGCGCUCCUUUUCGUCUUUCCUCGAGUUCCUGAACGACACUUCCGGCCUGCCUCUCUCUUCAGUCUCGUUAGCCAUCCUCACAACCACCGAAGAGGCCUACACCCACUACGUCUCAACUCUCUCCUCCCACCCUCUCGCCAAAGCUCAAGUCCUUCUAUACACCCCUACCAUCCCAGAAGCCGAAGCCCCAGCAGACCGCCACGAUCCUUCCUUCCAACCCAUCCGCCGCAAGCAAAUCGCCCUGGCCAGAAACAUCCUCCUCCACCGUUCCUUAGCCGGCGAACAACACAUCUUCUUCUACGACGCAGAUAUCAUAUCCAGCACUCCCGAUAUCUGCACAGAAAUGCUUCACCAAGCCUCAACCCCCAAAAUCACAAAAUCGGAAAACGUCACUAUCCCGGAAGUCAUAUUACCAGUUGGCUUGAUUACCACACGCGCCCAAGAAAACUCCAACCCUGAUUACGAUCUCAACGCUUGGUACCAUUCCGGCACCUGUAACAUCCUCGGAUGA